Messenger RNA from Prorocentrum cordatum, 1013 nucleotides. NCBI's taxonomy places the organism in Eukaryota, Dinophyceae, Prorocentrales, Prorocentraceae. The record is from the annotation of a GenBank genome assembly.
CCUAAGAAUCUAUGUUGGCGCGGGGGGCGGGGGGCCCUCCGCUCAGACCGCUGGGCGCCGACAUUUUUUCCUCGGAGGGCCCCCCCGCCCCCCUCGUUUUCUUUCCCCCCCCUCCCAAGAAGGCGACCGUGGUGGACAAGAAGAAUAACAAGACGGAGGAGAAGAAGGGGGCGGAGAAGGAGGCGGAGGCGGAGGACGACACGCUGGCUGAUUUUGAGGAGUCCCUGAGGAGGACGAGAAGUUCGCCACCAGGGUGCUGCGCGACGCGGAGGAGGCCGCCGCGAAGGACGGCAAGCCCGUGCGGGUCGUCUUCUGCACGCAGGAGCCCGCGCACUGGACGGCCGCCCUGAAGAAGCUCCGCGGCCCAGGGGCGAGGUGACGUCACGCCGUGGCUCGCCGGCGGAGUCCCCAUCGCAGAAGAGCAAGCUGCACAGAUUGAUGGGUUCAAAAACGAGCUCUGGGGCCACGCCCGCAUGCAGCAGCACAUCGACCGCCGGAGGUCUGCGCGGAGGUUCCCCGGAGCGGCGCCGGACCGCGCGCGCCCGGGGGGGGGGGGCCGAGGCGCCGCCGCCAUCUGGAGGCUCCGGCGGGGGCCUCGGAGGGGUGAUGGCGGCUGUGGGGCCGUUGCUGCUUUUGCUGUCGGCAGGGUAUGUACCGUCGGGGCGCUAGACAGGGAACCCUUCCCGUUGGGGAGGGGCUCCGUGCUCCUUGGUUGUUUCGCAGCUUGCCUCAGGUUGUCCUCAGGCGGGGCGCUACACAAGGAACCCUUCUCGUUGGGGAGGGGCUCCGUGCUCCUGGAUUGUUUCGCAGCUUGUUCUAAUACAAAUUCUUAUCUAAGACCUCCACCGCACUUAGGGCUCCCUCUGGCAGCGCGCUUCGGCUGUGCAUCGGCGUCUCAGGCGACGCCCCUGGCGCCGGGGGCACGCUGGGCGGUGUGCUGGCCUGCGGCGGCACCCCCGGCGGGAGCAAACGCUGCAGAGCGAAGAACCACAAAAGAGGCGGACGUUGCAGAG